Messenger RNA from Carlito syrichta (Philippine tarsier), 1674 nucleotides. Its product is annotated as protein FAM47E-like. NCBI's taxonomy places the organism in Eukaryota, Metazoa, Chordata, Mammalia, Primates, Tarsiidae. The transcript is spliced from 5 exons. The annotation marks the transcript as partial. The record is from RefSeq and is a predicted model, not a curated record.
UCCCAAGAAGAUUCCUGCAUCACAUUCAGGCCAAUGGUUUUAUGAAGAAAAGCCACAUAAAGCAGGCUUGCUCCUUGAAGAUGGUCCUUUUCUUCAGGAAAAUGUACGCAAAGCAGUUAGUGACUUCUGCAACUGGGUUGCUACUCUUGGAAUUUCGAGCCUUGAUGAAGAGCUUGUCCUGAAACAGUUUGACAUUAAUGAUCAGAGCAAACCAAGGAGCAAUGUGCUCCGCAGCCUGAGGCUGGACCAGGUUCCUCAGGAGCUCAAGUACAGUGUGGGUCCAAGUGCACUGCAGAAGCCGGAAUUCUUCCGGAAACCAGACUAUGACAGGAAGCCUCAGAAACCACAGAAUCCUGAUAAGCCGAAGGGGGUGAAGAUGAGAUAUGGAGCAUGGUAUCUGGACACCAAGUUGUGGAAAAAGCAGAGCACAGAUGACCUACUGGUUGACCCUAAGGUCUCAUGUAACACUCAAGAAGAGAAUUUUCAGGAGGAGCUGCAGAAACAGGAAGAGUUCCUUGCAGACCUUCAUGGAACAGUUGCCUUUAAGGACUUCAUCCUACGCAGGGGCUACAGGAUGCCGAGUGUGAAUAAAGGGUCAUCUUUGAAAACCCUGCCGAGGGGCUUCGUAGCUCACAGUUGCUGAUGGGAAGGGGUCAGGAUGAGAAAACCCAAUGCUUCUCUAUCUGGUACACACCAGGCCUCAGGCCCCGGGAUAAAGGGACUGAGAGACAGGAGGUGGCAUUUCACCCUUUCUAUUCUGCUUGCUUGGUCUCUGCUACUGUCAGAGGUCCUGUUUUCCUGUGAUACUUGAUUCAGCCUUCUUGGGUUUGGCCUCAAUGGGACCAGAAGUGAAUGGGGUCUAUGUUCAGGGCCUACGCCUUGCAAAUUUUGACUGUAACUAAGACACUGAAUUCUCUAGGAGGUCUUCAAUCUCCUUUUUUUCUUCUUCUAAGGACAAAGGACUUCAGCCAGGACAAGAUAGAGUUGGGAGUUGCAAUUUUGUCAUUGUAUUAUUACCUCUGCCUCAAGUGGAGAUAGAUGAGGGCAAAAGUUCACUUACUGGGAAGACUGCCAGUGCCGUCUUUUUCUCCUUUUCUGCCUUCUAAUUUCCCCUCCCUUAGCUUGUGAAGGCGUCCCCAGCUGCCAUUCCAUGUGGGAUGAUCACUCCCUGGCAGAUCACUCAAAACCAGAGUGGGUAAGAGGUUAGCAGAAUGGACCAUUGAGCAGUAGGGCCUGGAGCCUGGGCUGUGUGGCAGCAGGUGAGCAGAGAAUCGAUUUGGGGUCAAAGCUAUCACUAAUAAUAAGUCCUGCAUUUGCCCAUGGUCCUCUGGGUGCACGCCUCUCCAGAGCUUUAGGGCACAGUGCAGCCUAGAUGGUCAUAAGUUUCCGGAAAUGGGAUAUUAUAUUUUUGUUUUUCCAAGAGCAAUAAAGCUAACGAUAGCUUAUACUUACUGGCAAAUAAAUGUAUUGACCAAACUCAGAGAUGGACUGCUUUCAAAGUCAAACCAGGCAAGUCUGGAGCAUGAGAUGGGUUGGUUAUAAAUCUCCAUUUCAGAAUGGGAUGGAGUAUUUCCUUUCACUUUGAAUGUUGAUAAUAGGCCUGCUAGAUAUAUUUAAUAUACUAAUAAAAAUGUAUGUACUUAUAAUAACUAUUGAAUCUGUAUAUAAGGUUUA